Linum tenue is the source of this 764-nucleotide messenger RNA. Lineage: Eukaryota; Viridiplantae; Streptophyta; Magnoliopsida; Malpighiales; Linaceae. The record is from the annotation of a GenBank genome assembly.
CAAUGCUUGCUGAAUUGGGCAAUUUUGUUAGGGCUCCGGAAGAAGGGUAGAAGGAAAAGGACAAUGAAGCUGAAGCAACUAGAAAGCCUCUUAGGCAACCUUCAGCAAUUCUCCAACCCAAAGGUGGAGCUGGAGCAGUACCCUACAGGACCUCACAUCGCUUCCCGCAUGCUCUACAUGGCGGAGAAUUCAUAUGGGGAUGUGACUGAAAAGGUAGUGGCGGAUUUAGGCUGCGGAUGUGGAACAUUAGGCGCUGCAGCUGCUCUGAUGGGCGCAGAACAGGUAUUUGGUAUUGAUGUUGAUUCGGAAUCCCUUGAGAUGGCAACGGCUAAUGCUGAGGAUCUCGAGCUGGACAUAGAAUUUGUACAAUGUGACAUCAGGAACCUAGGAUGGAGAGGUUCUAGUGUUGAUACAGUGGUGAUGAACCCUCCAUUUGGGACACGGAGGAAGGGCGCGGAUAUGGAGUUUCUCUGUGCAGCCUUAAAAAUUGCUUCUGGAGCAGUAUAUUCGUUACACAAAACAUCAACGAGAGACCAUAUUAAAAGGGCAGCCUUGCGUGACUUUGGUGCUAAAACUGCCGAGGUUUUGUGUGAGCUCCGGUUCGAUGUUCCACAACUAUACAAGUUCCAUAAGAAGAAGGAAGUGGAUGUCGCAGUAGACCUUUGGCGGUUCGAGCCAAAAGAUUAAUCCAGGCAAAGGAAUUUGAGUGCCCCUCAAAACAUAUCCUACAUGCGACAAAACGCAUUUGCAGUUGGGAAAUGAUG